CUUGUGAAUCACAUGAUAAGUAAAAGAGGAAGUGCGUUCAGUUCACUCACACGGGAAGGUCGACCUCUUGAUUCUGUCUCUGGAUGAUCGUUAGGUCUCAUCAUGAUCACACCGAACCGUGAAUCAUGACUCGGUGUAGAAUCGUCUCCGUGGUUUUUACGCUGUGGUGUUUGUGUGACUCGGUUUUCGGCGGCUCUUUACUUCAGCACACCUCAGUCAGUCUGGACGGUAAAUGGAUCGUAUCGAACUCUAACGGUUCACUGACUUUCACCGCUGAAGUUCCCGGCUGUGUUCACACUGACCUGUACAGACACGGGCUCAUACAGGAUCCAUACUUCAGGUUCAAUGAUUUGUCUCAUGGGUGGAUUUCUCUGGACAACUGGACGUACACAACAACCCUCAGCGUGACGUCAGAGUUCAGAACCAAGCAGGAAGUCCUCCUGGUCUUUGACGGCGUGGACACCGUCUCAUCGGUUUGGCUCAAUGGGGUCAAUGUGGGCGACACGGACAACAUGUUUCGCAGAUAUGGUUUUUCUGUCAAAGACCAUCUGAAGGAUGGAGACAAUGUCCUGAAAGUCAGUUUCCUGUCUCCUGUCCUUUACGCUGCUGAGCGCAGGAGACAUUCUUCCUACAGAGUUCCUCCUGAAUGUCCUCCAGAUGUUCAGAAGGGAGUUUGUCACGUGAACUUCAUCAGGAAAGCUCAGUGCUCCUUCAGCUGGGACUGGGGGCCUUCGUUUCCCACCAUGGGGCUGUGGAAAGAGGUCCGACUGGAGGCCUUCGAUGUCCUGCAGCUCCUCCAGGUUUCAGCUGUGCCUUCAUACAAUUCCAGUCUCUCUCAGUGGAGCGUUCAGGUGGAGCUCUUUGUCGACGCAGUUCAGUUAACAAAUUGUCAAAUUACGGUCUCGGUGCCGGAGCUGGACUCGGAGCAGACAUUUCACACACAGUUUGUCCCUGGAAAGACCAAAAACGUGUUUGUCUUAAACAUAGAAAAGAGCGACCAGGUGAAGCUGUGGUGGCCUCACACUCAUGGACGUCAACCUUUUUACGUGCUGUCAGUCAGAGGGCUUCAGGACAAACUUCUCCUCCUGGACACACGGUCAAAGGUUUAUUUCCGUACAGUGGAACUGGUCCAGGAGCCGAUCCCCGGCUCUCCAGGUCUCAGCUUUUAUUUCCGUAUCAACAACAAACCAAUUUUCCUCAAAGGCUCCAACUGGAUCCCGGCUCACUCCUUCCAGAACCAGGUCUCUCCUGCUCUUGUGAGGAACCUGCUGCAGUCGGCAGUGGACGUGAACAUGAACGCACUGAGGGUGUGGGGAGGUGGAGUUUAUGAGCAGGACCUGUUCUACAGCGUCUGUGAUGAACUGGGGAUCAUGAUCUGGCAGGACUUCAUGUUUGCCUGUGCCAUGUACCCAACGGAGGAGGACUUCAUAGAGACAGUGAGAGAAGAAGUGGUUCAGCAGGUUACUCGUCUCAAGUCUCACCCUUCCAUAAUCAUCUGGAGUGGAAACAAUGAAAACGAAGCAGCUCUGGCCACGGACUGGUUUGAUAUCCCGGUCUCUGAGAGGCCCGUUUACCUCAAAGACUAUGUGACGCUGUAUGUGAACAACAUCAGGAAGAUCGUUCAGAUGGAGGACCAGAGUCGUCCCUUUCUGGUCUCCAGUCCCACCAAUGGGGCGGAGUCAGAGCAGGAAGGAUGGGUGGCAGCAGAUCCUUACGACACUCACUACGGAGACACUCACUUCUACAGCUACCUCUCCGACUGCUGGGACUGGACCACGUUCCCUCGAACACGCUUUGCCUCUGAGUACGGCUUCCAGUCCUGGCCGUCCUUCUCCACUCUGCAGCCCGUGUCGGUAGCGGACGACUGGAGCUACAACAGUGACUUUGUUUCCCACCGUCAGCAUCAUCAGGACGGGAACCAGCAGAUGUUAGAACAAGCUGCGUUACACUUUCACCUGCCGAACUCCACUGAUCCACUGAAGAGAUUCACAGACACCAUCUACAUCACACAGGUGAUGCAGGCUCAGUGUAUAAAAACACAGACUGAAUUCUAUCGACGCAGUCAGACCGAGAUCAUUGAGGGCAAAGGUCAAACCAUGGGAGCUCUGUACUGGCAGCUGAAUGACAUCUGGCAGGCCCCCUCCUGGUCAUCCAUCGAGUUUGGUGGAAAGUGGAAAAUGCUUCAUUACUUUGCUCAGAACUUCUUCGCUGCCGUCCUUCCUGUUGCGUUUGAAGCUGCAGACACACUGUGGGUCUAUGCUGUCUCAGACCUGAGUCAGGACCUGAAGCUCACAGCUGUGGUGGCAGUUUACUCCUGGGCUCAGUUCGAUCCUGUUUGCUCACUAAAGUCAGAUGCACUCCUGGUCCCUGGGGGCAGCGCUGUGGUCAUUUUCAAACAGCCUGUCGCCGCCCUGCUGGCAGGAUGUGGAGGCUGCACCAGGGCCACAUGCUUCCUGACAUUCCACCUGGAGGACAGUAGUGGGCAGCAGGGUCCCACUAACCACCACUUCCUCUGCUCCCCCAAAGACGCUGCAGGACUCCAGAGACCAAACAUCACAGCUAAGGUGCAGCAGAGCGACGCCUCCAUCACCGUCAGCCUCCACACUGACUCCGUGGCUCCCUUUGUUUGGCUCGACGUUGGAAACAUCCCCGGACGGUUCAGCUGCAACGGUUUCUUGAUGGUUUCUAGAAACAUGACAGUCAGGUUUGAAGCGUGGCGUCCGACCAGCGCCACAGAAGUGUCCAAAUCACUGACGGUCUUGUCUUUAACUGACGUUUACUGAAAACAGGAAUAA
Molecule: messenger RNA, 2795 nt
Organism: Cynoglossus semilaevis (tongue sole)
Lineage: Eukaryota; Metazoa; Chordata; Actinopteri; Pleuronectiformes; Cynoglossidae
Gene: manba
Product: mannosidase, beta A, lysosomal
Exons: 17
Coding region: 126-2783 (885 amino acids)
Biological process (GO): glycoprotein catabolic process; carbohydrate metabolic process
Molecular function (GO): beta-mannosidase activity
Source: RefSeq, a predicted model, not a curated record